ACAUUGUCACUUAUAGCAUUCACUCAAACUUGUCAAUAAAAAAUAUCUGUCAUUAUCAGAAGAAAAGCAAACUCUCGAAUACACAUUGAUUUGAAUUCAAGAAAAGAUGGCACUGGCACGGAUGUUCACUCGACCGAUAAUACGUCAUCACAUCGGGCAAGUAUUCAAAACUAUUUCUUCUGCACCCAGACGUGUGGCUUUGCUUAAAAAUCCCUCGGUGUAUUGCAGUGAGAAUUUGAGAUUUAUUAGUCAUUUAGCUAUUAGAGAUGAAUCUGUAGAAGAAAUGAUCUGUAGGUACGAGUGCAUCUUCGGGCGGGACGACGCCGACGGCUGGGACGUGCGCCAGGCCAUGAACGACAUCGCGGGCUACGACUCGGUCCCGGAGCCCCGGAUUAUUAUAGCGGCGCUGCACGCUUGCCGCCGCCUCAACGACUACGCGCUCACCGUGCGCUUCUUGGAGAUGGUCAAGCUCAAGUGCGGCAACUACGAGGCCGAGAUAUAUCCUUAUAUCGUCCAGGAGGUUGGACCUACAGUAGCCGAAUUAGGAUGUGAUUUUCCAGAGAAUCUAGGGUAUGACAAGCCAGAGCUUUGGUUAGAGUCGGUAUAUGAAAUGUGAAGAAGUUUUUUGACAGUAGUUUUCUGGUAUAUAUGUAUUACCGUUUAGAA
This is a messenger RNA of Sitophilus oryzae (rice weevil), 666 nucleotides long. RefSeq names its product cytochrome c oxidase subunit 5A, mitochondrial-like. Gene Ontology annotation, cellular component: mitochondrial inner membrane. Gene Ontology annotation, biological process: mitochondrial electron transport, cytochrome c to oxygen. The transcript is spliced from 4 exons. The record is from RefSeq and is a predicted model, not a curated record. Bases 107 to 616 code for a protein of 169 amino acids. NCBI's taxonomy places the organism in Eukaryota, Metazoa, Arthropoda, Insecta, Coleoptera, Curculionidae.